AUGGCGUUGGCCGUCUUGCGGGUCCUGGAUCCCUUCCCGACCGAGACGCCCCCGUUGGCGGUGCUGCUGCCGCCCGGGGGCCCGUGGCCGGUGACGGGGCAGGGCCUGGUGCUGGCCCUGCGACCCGCGGCCGAGAGCCCGGCGGGCCCGGCGCUCCUCGUGACGGCGCUGGAGGCGCCGGGCGCCGGCGGCGAGGACGGACGGGCCGCGGGGUCUCCGCCUCCUCCGCCGCUGCUGGUGAGCCGCGCGCUGCUGCGGCUGCUGGCGCUGGGCUCCGGGGCGCGGGUUCGAGCCCGGCCCGUGCGGCGGCCCCCGGCGCUGUGCUGGGCUCUGCUCGCCGCAUCCCCGGGAGCCGGGUUCGGACCUCGAGCCGGGCCGUUGCUGGUGAGGCGAGGAGAGACGCUUCCGAUGCCGGGACCGCGAGUCCUGGAGACCCGGCCGGCUUUGCAAGGGUUGCUGGGUCCCGGGACGCGGCUGGCUGUCACCGAGCUCCGUGCACGGGCCAGGCCGGGCCCGGAGAGCGGGGACCACAGCCGCCGCCCCCCGCCCCCGCCCGUGGUGUCCUCCUUCGCGGCUCCCCGCACGGUGCGGCGACUCCGCGGCGUCCUGGGCGAGACUGGAGGAGAUGCCCUGGGGGUGAGCCGGACUUGUCUCCGGGGCCUGGGUCUCUUCCAGGGAGAAUGGGUCUGGGUGUCAUCCGACGCUCGCCGGCCGCGCGCGGCCACCGUGCAGGUCCUGGAGCCUCGCUGGGAGCUGUCGGAGAGAUUGGGUCCCGGCUCUGGGCAGCCCGGAGAAGCCCUCGCUGAUGGACUGGCCCUCGUGCCUGCCACGCUGGCUUUUAAUCUCGGCUGUGACCCCUUGCAAGUGGGAGAGCUCACGAUUCAGAGGUACUUGGAAGGCUCCGUUGCCCCUGAAGACAAAGGAAGCUGCUCAUUGCUGCCCAGGCCUCCGUUUGCCAGAGAAUUACACGUGGAAAUUGUGUCCUCACCCCACUACACUAAUGGAAAUUAUGACCAUGUUCUUUACCGGCACUUUCAAACACCCAGGGUAGUCCAGGAAGGGGAUGUUCUGUGUGUGCCAACAGCUGGGCAAGUUGAGAUCCUGGAAGGAAGUCCGGACAAACUGCCCAGGUGGCGGGAAAUGUUUUUUAAGGUGAAGAAAACAGUUGGAGACGCUCCAGAUGGGCCAGCCAGAGCCUACUUGGCCGACACCACCCACACCUCCUUAUACAUGGUGGGUUCCACCUUGAGCCCCGUUCCCACGCUGUCCUCAGGAGGCUCCACUCCCUGGAGCGGCCUGUCUCCUCCAGGCUUAGAGGGCUUGGUGACCGAGCUCUGCGCUGCCCUGAAGCCUCGCCUGCAGCCUGGCGGUACCCUGCUGACAGGAACCAGCUGUGUCCUUCUGCGGGGUCCCCCAGGCAGUGGGAAGACCACAGCAGUCACAGCUGCCUGCAGUCGCCUCGGACUCCAUUUAGUAAAGGUCCCCUGCUCCAGCCUGUGUGCAGACAGUAGCGGGGCUGUGGAGGCAAAGCUGCAGGCCGCCUUCUCCCGGGCCCGCCGCUGCCGACCCGCAGUCCUCUUGCUGACGGCUGUGGACCUUCUGGGCCGGGACCGUGAUGGGCUGGCUGAAGAUGCCCGUGUGGUGGCCACCUUGCGUCACCUCCUCCUCGAUGAGGACCCCCUCAGCAGCUGCCCUCCCCUGAUGGUUGUGGCCACCACAAGCCGGGCCCAGGACCUGCCUGCUGAUGUGCAGACCGCGUUUCCUCAGGAGCUGGAGGUGCCAGUGCUGUCAGAGGGGCAGCGGCUCAGUAUCCUGCGGGCUCUCACUGCCCACCUCCCCCUGGGCCAGGAGGUGAACCUGGCCCAGCUGGCACGGCGCUGUGCAGGCUUCGUGGCGGGAGACCUCCAUGCCCUAUUGACCUACAGCAGCCGGGCAGCCUGCACCCGGAUCAAGAACUCAGGGUGCUGGCAUCCGGGUGUAAGCCACCAUGCCCAGCCCUACGUUUCUCUCCGUAGUGGCCUGAGCGAGGAGGACGAGGGAGACCUGUGCGCCGCUGGCUUUCCCCUACUGGCUGAGGACUUUGGGCAGGCGCUAGAGCAACUGCAGGCGGCCCAUUCGCGGGCCGUGGGGGCGCCCAAGAUCCCUUCGGUGUCCUGGCACGACGUGGGAGGUCUGCAGGAGGUUAAGAGAGAGAUUCUCGAGACUGUCCAGUUCCCUCUGGAGCACCCUGAGCUGCUGACCCAGGGCCUGCGGCGCUCGGGCCUCCUGCUGCACGGGCCCCCCGGCACUGGCAAGACCCUGCUGGCCAAAGCAGCAGCCACCGAGUGCAGCCUCACCUUCCUCAGUGUGAAGGGCCCAGAGCUUAUCAACAUGUACGUGGGCCAAAGUGAGGAGAACGUGCGGGAAGUGUUUGCCAGGGCCAGGGCGGCUGCUCCAUGCAUCAUCUUCUUUGAUGAGCUUGACUCCUUGGCCCCAAGCCGGGGGCGAAGUGGAGAUUCUGGAGGAGUGAUGGACAGAGUGGUGUCUCAGCUCCUGGCUGAGCUGGAUGGGCUUCACAGCAGUCAGGAUGUGUUUGUGAUCGGAGCCACUAACAGACCUGACCUUCUGGAUCCUGCCCUUCUGCGGCCUGGCAGAUUCGACAAGCUGGUGUUUGUGGGGGCAAGUGAGGACCGGGCCUCCCAGCUGCGCAUCCUGAGCGCCAUCACACGCAGGUUCAAGCUGGAGCCCUCCGUGAGCCUGAUGAACGUGCUAGAUUGCUGCCCUCCUCAGCUGACGGGUGCGGACCUCUAUUCCCUCUGUUCUGAUGCCAUGACAGCUGCUCUUAAACGCAGGGUUCGUGACUUGGAGGAAGGCCUGGAGCCCGUGGGCUCAGCGCUGCUGCUCACCAUGGAGGACCUGCUGCAGGCCGCCGCCAGGCUACAGCCCUCAGUCAGCGAGCAGGAGAUGCUGCGCUACAAGCGCAUCCAGCGCAAGUUCGCUGCCUGCUAGGGCUGUCCUGCCAUCUGCUUCUGCCAGCCUGGCAUGGCUAAAAGGUACCCUGACGGCCCCUCAAGAGAGACCCGAGGAAAGACUGCUGGCACCCCUCCUAAGGGCUGUGUCCCUCCCUCCUCCAGGAGAUUUUCUGGGCGCAGAGCGGUCUGGAGAGCCUGUCUGGAGCUCCUGCUACCUGUCCCCACUCCCUACCUGCCCCUACCCCCACCUGUCCCUACUCCCGGGCCUGUGGCCGAAAAUAAAGCGUACGCUGCUGCCCCC
This is a messenger RNA of Jaculus jaculus (lesser Egyptian jerboa), 3252 nucleotides long. It is a transcript of the gene Pex6, whose product is annotated as peroxisomal biogenesis factor 6. Gene Ontology annotation, biological process: protein import into peroxisome matrix. Gene Ontology annotation, molecular function: ATP hydrolysis activity; ATP binding. The transcript has 17 exons. The record is from RefSeq and is a predicted model, not a curated record. Bases 1 to 2988 code for a protein of 995 amino acids. Lineage: Eukaryota; Metazoa; Chordata; Mammalia; Rodentia; Dipodidae. Gene Ontology annotation, cellular component: peroxisomal membrane; cytosol.